Messenger RNA from Spinacia oleracea (spinach), 1233 nucleotides. Its product is annotated as protein FAR-RED IMPAIRED RESPONSE 1-like. The transcript has 2 exons. The record is from RefSeq and is a predicted model, not a curated record. NCBI's taxonomy places the organism in Eukaryota, Viridiplantae, Streptophyta, Magnoliopsida, Caryophyllales, Amaranthaceae. Bases 1 to 1233 code for a protein of 410 amino acids.
AUGGGUGAGGGCAGUGGGGCUGAAACCACAGGGGAAAUUGGUGACGACGGUAGUCGCGAGGUUGAAGAAGAAGAAGAAGACUUCAUUUGGAGGUAUGAACCACAAUCCUCCUCGGACGAAGAGGAGGGUGGUGACGAUUGUUUCACAACCCAAAAAAAGCGAACUAUUGUAACUGCCUACGGGGAAGAGCAGGAAGUUCCUGAAUUGAGGGUUGGUAUGGUAUUUCCUGGUUGGGAGGAGAUUGAACAACAAUUUAGGGGGUAUGCCAAACAAAAGGGUUUUGGUGUUUCCCGUCGGUGUGCUUCGUGGAAGUUUUCGGUUAGCCACACAAAGGAUGAUUCUGAUAAAGAGAAAGGAAUCGUGAAAGAGAAGCGUAAUUGUUUGUGGACUUGUGAGUGUUAUGGUGUGCCGGAAAGGAGGCGCAAGGUGAAUGGGGCUAAGGUUGCAUCUGAUUCCCAACUCCAUGAAGUAAUUGGGAGUGGGGUACGCAAGUCUAAGAAAUGUCAAUGUCCGAUACAUGUAUUUUCAAGUGUAAAUAAGGUAGGAGAGUGGGUGAUACGUAGAGAAGUAAUGAUUCAUGAAAAUCAUCACCCCACCCCUAGUAAGUCUAGGACUAUUGCUUAUAACCGGAAGAAGCUUUUAAGGGAUCAUCCUCAUGUGUUGACACAAGCGAAUGUUUGUUCGAAAUAUGGUAUGUCUGUGGCUCAAACUUAUAACUUACUGGUGGUGCAAAGGAAUGGUAGAGGUAGAAUGCCUUUCUUACGGAAGGAUCUUAAUGAUGUGGUUGCGAAGGAGAGGAAGGCUAGGACUAGUGGUGGUGAUGCGAAGGCAAUGUUUGACUAUUUUAAGAAGAUGAAAGCAGAUAAUUCUGAUUUUUUUCACGUGUACCGGCAAGGUGCAAAUGGGAUGUUGCAAGAUGUUUUAUGGGUUGAUGCUCGUAGUAGAGCUACUUAUGAGGAGUUUGGUGAUGUUGUCUGCUUUGAUAGUACGUACUUGACCAAUAAAUAUAAAAUGCCGUUUGCGAACUUUGUUGGUGUAAAUCAUCAUGGUCAGAGCAUAUUACUUGGAUGUGCGCUUGUUUCGCAUGAAAAUAGUGACACAUUCGAGUGGAUUUUCGGUAAUUGGUUAGAAUGUAUGGGUGGUAAAGCCCCAAUUGGGAUCUUGACUGAUCAAGAUCCCGCGAUGAGGAGGGAUUUGAGAUCAACCAUGAGCGAUACAUGUCAUAGGUGGUGA